GUAGAAAGUCCACGUUCAAUAAAUAACUUAUUAAAAUAUAUAUGCAUUUGAAUGCUAUGAAAUUAUAAUGAGUUCUUUAAUUACGUUUUUAUGUAUAAUAAUUAAUUUAAAAAAAUUGCUUAAUUUUAUGUUGCACCGAUACCUGUUUUGACAUAGGACUCUGAUACUGAUUCUGCAUAUAAUAUUAUUAUUUUUCAGUCAGUGUCAAUCUUUGAGCUGCGUUAAAGUGCUCAAUGACAAACAUGUCCCAGCUUCCAUUUCGCUUCACUGCAAAAGAAAUAAUAGAACAAGGCAGAACCACACAAGAAAAUCUAGACAUUAUCAAGACAUGGCUGUCGGAUUUGCCGGAUCAUUCCAUUCCAGCAGUUCAAGACGAAAUGAUAGUGAUAUUUUUAAUAUCAUGUGAUAAUGAUAUUAAAUUAACACAGCACACUAUCACUAUGUAUUACAAAUGCAAAAAAGAUGCACCGGAACUUUUUAAUGAACGAGAUUUUGAGAGGGAGGAUAUUGCAAAAGCUUUGAAUACUGUAACUGUUAGUAAUAUGCCAGUACGAACCGAAGAAAAUUAUGCUAUUCAUUAUUUGAAUAUAAAGGAUCCAUCUUACAGGGCGUUUGAUUUGGGCCCUAUAAUGAAACUCUGCUAUAUGCUGGUGGAUCUUUCGAUUAAUAGUAGUAAUGUACCAAAUGGACUUGUCAUUGUUUUCGACAUGAAUGGGAUCGGUUUAAUGCACCUUACAAGACUAAAACUUGACAUCAUAAGGAAAUACUUUGAAUUCCUCCAAGAAGCUCUUCCGAUACAAUUGAAAGGAAUUCAUAUUAUAAACACUGUGUACUUUUUUGAUAAAAUUAUGUGCAUAAUUAAGGUGUUUAUGAAAAAGGAACUUAUAGAAAUGUUGCAGCUCCAUCCUCCAGAUUUAGCCCAAGAAGAACUUUUUUCUUUGAUGCCCAAAAAUUGCUGGCCAGAAGACUAUGGUGGGGAUUUGCCUUCCUGCAGCGAGCUGCACGAAAAUACUCUAAAAGAAUUUGCUGAAGAACGAGAAUUUUGGAGAAUAGAACAGGAAAUUCGUUCUCGGUUUUAACAGGUCAUAACAAAAUAAUUCUUUAGAAUUUGAAUUCUGUUCAAUAAAAUGUUCUAAUUAUACUUUCUA
Ceutorhynchus assimilis (cabbage seed weevil) is the source of this 1148-nucleotide messenger RNA. Lineage: Eukaryota; Metazoa; Arthropoda; Insecta; Coleoptera; Curculionidae. The record is from the annotation of a GenBank genome assembly.